AUGUCAUCUCCAAGUAAUGUUGAAUUGAAGGCUGGCCAUCCGCCGGCAGUGAAGGCUGGUGGGAUGAGAGUGGCCACAAAACGGCCUCCGCCAGCGGACUCUGCAGCAGCUGCUGAAACAGUGGCCGAUUUACCUCCAGCUGAGGAAGUCGAUCCAGCCGUGGCACCCGAGGAUGGAGCCGGUAAACUCAUUACCAAUGACGUUGUUUCCAAAGGGAGCAAGGAUUUCUCGCCAACGGAGGCAGUCAAGGUUUUCCACGAGAAGCCACAGCCUGCAGUUGAGAAUCGGCCCCCAAACACACGUGGAGCUGCCGGAAAUAGGAACAUCCAACAACCAGGCAGACGAGAGUAG
Sycon ciliatum is the source of this 351-nucleotide messenger RNA. Its product is annotated as death-associated protein 1-like. The record is from RefSeq and is a predicted model, not a curated record. The transcript has a single exon. Gene Ontology annotation, biological process: cellular response to amino acid starvation; apoptotic signaling pathway; negative regulation of autophagy. Gene Ontology annotation, molecular function: death domain binding. The coding region runs from base 1 to 351 and encodes 116 amino acids. Lineage: Eukaryota; Metazoa; Porifera; Calcarea; Leucosolenida; Sycettidae.